GGGUCAGAAGCGGGUCUGCAGGCCUGGAUUAGUGGGCCUGGGGUACAGCCCUCUCCCUCCUCUUCGGCCCACUCAGCCCUCUGACACCAUCCCAGCCCACCUGUGAUCAUGAGAGCUGCCUGCCUCUUCCUGCUGGCCCUGCCUGGCCUGCUGGCUCAGGGCCAAUAUGACCUGGACCCCCUGCCUCUGUUUCCUGACCACCUCCAGUACACCCACUACAGCGACCAGAUUGACACCAGGGACUACUACGAUUAUCAAGUUGCAGAGGUGUCCCCGCGGCCCGAGGAGCAGCUCCAGUUCCAGUCCCAGCAGCAAGUUGCACAGGAAGUCACCGACUUAGAACCCGCAAACCCAGAGUCGGAACCCACAGAGCCCGGACCUCUGGACUGCCGGGAGGAGCAGUACCCCUGCACCCGCCUCUACUCCAUCCACAAGCCCUGCAAACAGUGUCUCAAUGAAGUCUGCUUCUACAGCCUCCGCCGUGUCUACGUCAUCAACAAGGAGAUCUGCGUCCGCACCGUCUGUGCCCACGAGGAGCUCCUCCGAGGUGGGGAGACCCCUGCCCACGGACCUGUGCCGAGACAAGUUCUCCAAGUGCGGCGUGAUGGCCAACAGCGGCCUGUGCAGGUCUGUGGCGGCCUCCUGCGCCCGGAGCUGCGGGGGCUGCUAGACGGAGCGGCCUUGAUCCACGGGCCCUUGGCCCGGCCUGGUGCUGUCCUCCUCCCCACACCCUGCCCGUCAAACCUUAGUGGACUGCAAACCCGGGGGCUUGUGGGAGGCCACGCCACAGGCCCCUCCCCUAGCCUGUGGCCAGAACGGGGGCUCCUCAUGGCCCAGGCUCUACUUCCUGGGUGGGGACUGGGGCCCCAAUGUACCCUCUUAGAUCCUCUGAAGACAGCCCCCCUCAGAGGCCCCUGAGGUAGGCUGUGCCCCUACCCAACCCCCAGCUGGUCGGCUUGGAUAUUGACAGACCGCAGCCCCAUCCCAAUGCCCCCUGACCCCCCGGGCACAGACCGCCUUUGUUUCGUACAAAAUUAAAAACAGGUUUUUACAAAA
Messenger RNA from Echinops telfairi (small Madagascar hedgehog), 1056 nucleotides. It is a transcript of the gene MFAP2, whose product is annotated as microfibril associated protein 2. The transcript is spliced from 8 exons. Gene Ontology annotation, biological process: embryonic eye morphogenesis. NCBI's taxonomy places the organism in Eukaryota, Metazoa, Chordata, Mammalia, Afrosoricida, Tenrecidae. Gene Ontology annotation, cellular component: microfibril. The record is from RefSeq and is a predicted model, not a curated record. The coding region runs from base 109 to 918 and encodes 269 amino acids.